CCUAGUCAUGCUAACGUAGCCAUAUGAUAAAGAAGCGUAAGAUGGGGCGCUGAACCAAUGAAUCGUCCCUCUCUCCCCUCGAGUCCGCCUCCUUUUCGUGGUGCGACGUCUAUCACACAUUCAUUUUGUCUGUGCCGUGCGGGCGUCUGAAGUACGCGCAAGCAUUCUUCUUCGUGGUAUCAAUGCUCGUGCUCGUGCCUCCUUUUGUCUUGUGUUGGCUAUGUUUGGGUUUACCAUAAGAUGGCAGCAACACCAACAACAACCGCCAAUGCCGCCGUCGCGUCCAUAGUAUCAACACCAUUCGCUUUUUGUGCGCUGUUUGCGCUGAUCUGGGAUUGGCCGCUCGUUGUGCCAUUUGUGCUCACUGUUGAAUUGUGGGCGGUCGAGUUCGACCAUGAGGUGCUGCUGGAAUUAGACGCUGCGACAAUUGCUGCGGUGGAUGACGGAGAGGAAGAGGAAGAUGAGAUCGUCGCAUUGGAGGCGGAGUGGGAUUCGCCGGCGUGCGCGGCCACAAGUGCGGCGAGCGCAAGGAAGAUGAGGGCGAAGAGGGUCGUGAAGGGUAUUGAUGCGCGCAUGGUUUUGGCGUGUUGGUAUCAAGGUAUAUGCGUCCUUUAAAGCGGUUUGAGAGAGCGUGUGUGCUUGCGACGCGGAUGUAUGCUGGUCGCGACCUGGGGUAGUUGAAGGAGAGAGACCGUGCGGUGGUGUGCGGUGAAUGCGGGGCGUGUUUCGCGACGGUGCGACGAUUGUCUUGGCGCUGCUGACACACGUACGGUACUUGGGUAACGUAGGAGCGGGUGUUCACUUUUUGAGUUUGCAAGGAGCGUGUUUGAAUUGCAGGGCCGUUGAGUGGAGGGCGAUUCUUUUUAGAGUUUUUG
Messenger RNA from Saitoella complicata NRRL Y-17804, 875 nucleotides. RefSeq lists its product as uncharacterized. The coding region runs from base 241 to 615 and encodes 124 amino acids. The record is from RefSeq and is a predicted model, not a curated record. NCBI's taxonomy places the organism in Eukaryota, Fungi, Ascomycota, Saitoellomycetes, Saitoellales, Saitoellaceae. The transcript has a single exon.